Molecule: messenger RNA, 538 nt
Organism: Trichoplusia ni (cabbage looper)
Lineage: Eukaryota; Metazoa; Arthropoda; Insecta; Lepidoptera; Noctuidae
Exons: 3
Coding region: 222-533 (103 amino acids)
Source: RefSeq, a predicted model, not a curated record
UUUAUAAUAUGUAAGGAUUUAAGAAAAAUUGUAUUGCAGUAAUAGAUACUCAUUUUCCUUUUAAAGAUUAUCCGCACAAAGGUUGGGUCGACAACGCAAUUUUAUCAUUGCAAGAAAAAGGUGAUCUUGUGAAACUUCAGAAAAAAUGGUGGGAAGAUGAAGAUAACGUUCAACACUGCGAGAAAAAUAAUAAGGAGGAAGACGACAGUGGCUCCCUACAAAUGAAAAACACGAGUGGUAUAUUUUUAGUGCUCGGCUCCGGGGGAAUCCUUGGUAUCGUCGUUGCAGUCAUAGACUUUAUGUUCCACGUUCGACAAAUUAGUGUUAAAGAACGGGUGACGUUCAUGGAGGCUUUGAAGAGUGAAUGGAACGCGUCUUUAGACCCUCGGGAGCUGCACAAGCCGGCAGCACCACCCCGCUCGGCGCCGCCGUCUACAGGCAGCCCGUCACCGCUGCGAGAUCGAGAUGAGUCCAGAGCCGUCUCUGUGUUACGAGCCGCUUCAUCUUUUAUUAAUUUUAAUGAGAUUUAUUAGCAAGA